Molecule: messenger RNA, 2188 nt
Organism: Salarias fasciatus (jewelled blenny)
Lineage: Eukaryota; Metazoa; Chordata; Actinopteri; Blenniiformes; Blenniidae
Product: polymeric immunoglobulin receptor-like
Exons: 9
Coding region: 270-1604 (444 amino acids)
Cellular component (GO): plasma membrane
Molecular function (GO): transmembrane signaling receptor activity
Source: RefSeq, a predicted model, not a curated record
CUACCGGGUAAACAUGUAGAAUGUAAUUUUUGUUUAUUUUUGUUUUAUGAGUAAACAUUUUUGACUUAGAAGACAUCUCAUGUUUUUAUUCGUGUAUGAGAAAUAACCCUGGCCGCAGUUCAGAGGCUUUUGACAAAGAACAAGAAGGAAAAAGCCACAUCACUAGUAGAAAAAAAGAAGUGCUCGUUAUGAACGACCAGAAAGAGGAGCGACAGCUCGACAUGAAGAAAUAAGAAGACGCCAACGUCGGACUGGAACGAAGAUUGACGAUGCCGAGGCGCCGAACCCUGCUCAUCCUCCUCUGCAUCUCUGCAGGUUGUGUAACCGGAACCACAGGAUUGAUAAAAGUUUUUGGAUACCUGGGAGGAGAUGUGAAUGUAACCUGCCCCUACGAUCCUGGUUAUGAGAAUUAUGAGAAGUACCUGUGCAAGAACAAAUGUGAAGACAAUGAUGUUCUUAUUACCACAACAGACAACAAAAAUGUCCGAUUCUCCAUCUCUGACAAGAAAAACAUUGCAAAGUUCCUCGUGACCAUCUCAAAUGUUACAGCUUCAGAUGCUGGAAAAUACUGGUGUGGAGUGACCAGGACUGGAAAAGAUCUCUACCAAGAAGUGAAGAUACAAUUAAGAAAAGACAGUUGCUGCAGCGAUGUGGUUAAAACUCAAAGUCACGAGGAGGGUUCGGUGUCCGUCACUUGUCCCUAUGCUGCCGAACACCAGACCAAUCUGAAGUACAUCUGCAGAGGAAGUCAGCCCUCCACAUGUCUGCAGCGGGCAGUGGUCACCUCUGAGAGGACAUCAGACCCGCGGUUCACACUCACUGAUGAUCAAAUGUCAAGGAAAUUCACAGUGACCAUCAGCCAGCUGGCCCGAGCAGACUCUGGACAGUACCUCUGUGGUGUUCGUUCAGACGCUGGACUGGAUGUUUUUUCUGCUGUUCAGCUGGAAGUGAAAGAGUGGUGCUGUGUGGCGUCCAGCAACGUGACAGGCACUGAGGGACACUCAGUCACUUUGCAGUGUCCCUAUCCACCUCAACAUCAGCAUAACAGAAAGUUCCUCUGCAAGGGAGACCGGCGCAACAACUGCACAGACGUGGUGAAGAACAGAAGCAGGUUCACCCUGCAGGACGACAUUUCCUCCAGCACUUUCUCAGUGACGGUGUCCGAGCUGGAGGCAGGAGAUGCUGGGACGUACUGGUGUGCCUCACACUCACAGUGGAGAGUCGGAAACUACACCAAGCUUCAGCUGUCAGUGUUUCUGCAACGUGACAGCGUGAUUCCUCCGUUUACUGGUACCACCCUUAUCGUAGGUUUCAGCGUGAUCCCCGUGGUGCUCAUGCUGAUAUUCACGCUGGUCAUGUUUCGGCUCAAAUGCCACAAAAGACGAGAAGCUGAAGUCUUUGUGUUCAAAAACCAACCAGGGCCAGCAAAUGUGGAAGAGACGAGACCAAAUGUUUGCUCCAAUCAAGAUUUUGUAGGAAAGGUAAAGCAGAGCUCGUGUUACAACUAUGACAACGAUCGCGAGGACCAGCCAGAAUAUGGAAACAUCACCAGAACAGACGAAAUCUACUGCAAUCAAGAAGUGUUCAGAGUACAUAGAAAAUGAGUAUCAAAAGGCAGUGAAUGUACUUGUGUGUACUUUGUGAUAAGUAAUAAGGAGAUGUCUCGGAGAAAGUCAGGCAGAAACCAUCAUAUAGGUGGAACAUGGUCUGCCUCAGAAGAAAUGGCAUAAAAAUUAUUUUAGUGGGUAAAAUGGCUCUUUCAAGGUAAGAUCUCAGAAACUGCUGAAAAAUGUGUUGUGGAUUCCACAAAAAAACACACAGAGGGUGAAGAUUUUAAAAUGCAUUCUUUUAAUAUAACUCCUCAGCUUUAUAAAUUAAGAUGAUGUUCUGUGCAACACUUCCAGUUUUUUGGGUUUUUUUUUUUUGUUUUGCUAUGACUGUAAAUGUAAUGAAUUUUCACUUUUAAUGUUCUUGUUAAUGGAUGUCUCUUCUUUAAAAGUGUUUCUGCUUUAUAACUUCUGCUGUCAAAGUGUGGGAGGAUGAGGAGCAGAGCUUCAGACACAUUAACUCCCCGACAACUUUCUCUAACAUCAAUAGAGUAUGUAUUUAGAGUUUGAAAAUAUUGUAUCUGUGACACGUGGCUUUAAAGCAAUUUUUCCUUUUUAAUGUGACGAUCAAGCUCACAAUA